Cyanistes caeruleus (blue tit) is the source of this 614-nucleotide messenger RNA. RefSeq names its product mitochondrial ribosomal protein L57 (gene MRPL57). Gene Ontology annotation, biological process: mitochondrial translation. The record is from RefSeq and is a predicted model, not a curated record. Gene Ontology annotation, molecular function: structural constituent of ribosome. Gene Ontology annotation, cellular component: mitochondrial ribosome. NCBI's taxonomy places the organism in Eukaryota, Metazoa, Chordata, Aves, Passeriformes, Paridae.
GGAGGGGAGCUGGGGACUGGGGCCGCGGUGCCCCCGCGGAUCCCCGCGGCUUCGCUUCUAAAUCGGACCAGAGAGUAGGAUGCCGGCGUGUAGCUGCACCGUGGGAACGGGGUUUCCUUCGGUCAGGAUACAGGACUAGGCAAAAUGUUUUUAACAACAGUAUUACUGCGGAAGAGAAUUCCUGGAAAACAGUGGAUUGGGAAGUACAGGCAACCAAGACAGGUUACCACUUCAAUGAAGCAAGCAAUGAUCCGAAGGUUGGAAAUUGAAGCAGAGAAUGAAUACUGGCUCAGCCAACCUUACCUGACGCCGGAACAGGAAUACAAACACAACGCCGAAGAGAGACGUGCGAAGUGGGAAGCUUUCAAAAGCCUGAAACAAGCCAAGUUUCCUGAGCACAGAUACAUCAGCGAUCAUUUAAACCACUUAAAUGUGUCAAAGAAGUGGACAUGUUGAAUAAAUACAGCAUAUUUGUAUUUGGCAUCUGUCAUGCACUACCGUGGGAUCUGCUCUCAUGCCUAUUAUGGUAAUUCACUGUAAUUAGGGUGGGUGACAAAUAAGACUUUGCUGUGGUGUACAAAAUGCUACAUUAAAAGUAGUCCUCUGGAACAGCA